Messenger RNA from Symbiodinium natans, 1308 nucleotides. NCBI's taxonomy places the organism in Eukaryota, Dinophyceae, Suessiales, Symbiodiniaceae. The record is from the annotation of a GenBank genome assembly.
AUGACUGCUGGCUGGAAGCGGCUUGGGGUAUUCGCUGCCUUCCUCGUCACUGUGAGCCUGCUGCGCCACGCUGCGCUGACAACUCUGGCCCCAGACCUGCCGGUAUUGCUGGACUCCGAAACUCCGGGGCCGCCAGCGGUCCGAGCAGAGAGAGCCCAAGGAGAGGUCAAGAAUGACAUGGCAUCCACUCCGCGUGUGACCGGGAAGCCAAGCUUCGACCUCGGUGCCUUCGAGCAACUGCCACUGGUGAAGCGCUUCCGGUCUCGGGGAAAGGCAUGCAAGGCCUUCCGCAACCUGGGUAACCCAGGCUCUGGAUUCAAGAGGAAGGUGUUCAUGAGUCAUCACGCUGGCUUCGGCAACGUUCUCUUUCAGACGAUCUCCAUAGCGACAGCGGCAUCGUUAAGUGAUCGGAGCUUGAUCGUCCAGCAACAGCCAGAGGUCAUUAACCUGGCUGGCUUCUUCGGGGCGUUGCAAGAGGCACCUCUGGCCUACGAGGCAUACCUUGGCGCUCAGAAGCUCGAAGGACUCCUUCCAUGGACGCAGGUGGUUGAAAAGUUGCAGACACACCACGAGCUAGCGUAUGCGUUGGGUGUGACAUGGGAAGACUUGCAGCUGGCGCUGAGGGCCGACAUCAAAAGGACCUUGCAGGAUCAAGGAGCUGGUGACGCAGCAAGUUGCAAGGCUCGCGCGCUCUAUGAUUCCCCCAGCCAGGAGCUCCUGAAUGCAAUUGGCCGCCCACUGGCCAAUUUGUCCAGUGCCGAUGUGCUCGUCGGGGUUCACUUCCGCUUUGGUGACAGUGUCAUCCUGAAGAAUCUGAAUUACAGCGGGUCAUGGGAUCAUGCUGGGGAUGUGCGCCUGCAGGAGAGCAAGUGGCAAGAGACGUGGGGGGUCGUGGACGAGCUGAUUUCGCAGCUGGAAGAAGGUUCCGGGGCUUCUGUGCGCCUGACCGUUGCCACGGACAACCCUCCCCGUCUGGACGAAGUGGAGCGCCGCUACGGGCGUCGCCUCUUACCCCAGAUCCCGUCGAAGGCACUGUACCACUCCUACAUGCUUCAGCCGGAGGAGGAGCCAGCCCGCUCUGAGUACCGGGAGUCAUUUCGGAAGAUGGUUGCCGACUGGUUCCUCCUCGCUCUGAGUGACGUUGUCGUGCAGCCCAUGCGCAGCAGCUACAGCGACGCAGCGCUCUUGCUGGCCAUGCCGCUGCUAGCCCUGAAAAGCACGAAGCCAGAGAUGGGGUCGCUCCGCAGGGGCGUUUCCGCCGUGCUCGCCAGCCUUGGAGCUCCUUUGGACUUGGAGGAUGGGCUGUGA